AGGUGGCAGCAGUGUAUAUUUAUUGAGGACAAAAAUAUUGAUUUUUCAUCAUGUUUCAAUUAAAAAUUCUUCGAAAUCCUAAGUCUUUUACUCAUAUGUUUUAUCAGAGAAGAUUUGUUGUCAAGAAAAAAUGGGCGAGACACAACAAGGAGAAAGAAUACAAACAACUUGCUCUUGAGCAUUUUGAUUACUAUCAUCAGCAGACGUUUAAUGAACAGUGGCCGUCAGUUCGACUUGCACUACUUUCGCAGCCAAAAUACAGCGCAUUAUUGAACAAUUUUAGUAGUAAAUGUGAAGAAAUUGGCUUAGAUCUGCUGGGUGAGGGGUCUUAUGAUAUCAUCCAGUUAGGAAUUGAAAGGCACAAAGAAUUGUCAAACACAGAAAGUGACAAGUUACAACUUCAGUCUACUCUAUUGGAUAUAAAAUCGACAGAUAUCGAAAAGAAUGACUCCAAAAAUGACAUUUUAGAAGAAGAAGAUGAUAGGACAGAUCUUUAUCGUUUUGUCCCUGCAGAAAAAGUUUAUACAGAUGAAGAACUAUUUGCCAUGGAGGAGCAUGACGCAAAUAUUCUUGAACCUGGAAGCUUUGAUGUGAAAACUGUUCCAGAUACAAACUUUCGUUUACCGAAUCUCCUGAAGGUUUUUACUCAGCCAAUGGGAGAGGUGGCAUAUUUUUCGCCUCCUAAAGGGGAUGCGUCUGGAAAAUUGGGUUACUACCCACUCGACGGUGCAUCCAUUUUACCCGUGUUGGCCUUGAACCUUCAACCAGAUGAUAGUGUCCUUGACCUUUGUGCAGCUCCUGGUGGGAAGUCCUUGGCAAUUCUUCAGACACAUUUACCAGGACUGGUGAUUUGUAACGACUUAUCUGGGAGUCGAAUGAGACGCCUGAGGUCUGUGAUAGACUCCUACCUGCCAGACUCUAUACGUGAUGAGAGCGAGGUGAUAUUGUUCUCGAAAGAUGCCAGAACAGCAGACUUUGGAAUUCAGUGUGAUAAGGUUCUGGUGGAUGUACCAUGUUUGACCGACAGACAUUGCCUCAAUGAGAAUGACAACAAUAUCUUCAAGCCUGGCCGAGUAUCACAACGGAUGAAACUUACCUCCACGCAAAGGGACCUCUUAAUUGCUGGCAUUAAAGCUUGUAAGCCUGGUGGCAGUAUUGUCUAUUCAACUUGCACGUCAACAAUGCCCCAAAACGAUGGUGUCAUCCAGGCUGCACUUGAGCACAUCUGGGAGACUACAAAAAUAGACGUGGUUGUUCAGGACACUUCGGUUAUGCGGACAUUGUUCAAGGACACUUACAAAUUUUACGAUAAAUGUCGAUACGGACAACUUGUGCUUCCACAUAUUCAGGCAAAUUUUGGACCUAUGUAUUUUUGCAAGUUAAAAAGACUAAAUUAGAUGCCUUGAUAAGAACUAAUCAAUAAACGUGUGUGGCCAGAUACAUGUAGCUACAGAGAUGCACUACCAGUUUUCAAGUUAUAUUUCAAUUUCAGAAAAUUUCAGUACACCAAGCAAAGUCCUAGUGGGUAAAAUACA
Messenger RNA from Lineus longissimus, 1535 nucleotides. RefSeq names its product 5-methylcytosine rRNA methyltransferase NSUN4-like. Lineage: Eukaryota; Metazoa; Nemertea; Pilidiophora; Heteronemertea; Lineidae. Gene Ontology annotation, biological process: RNA methylation. Bases 51 to 1397 code for a protein of 448 amino acids. The record is from RefSeq and is a predicted model, not a curated record. The transcript has 6 exons. Gene Ontology annotation, molecular function: RNA methyltransferase activity.